GAGGGGGCGCGGUCUGAGCGCGGGGGCGGGGUCUGAGCGCGCCUGCGCAGUGCGCUCCACUUGGGGAGGCGGCGGCGACGCGCGGGCGGCAAGAUGGAAGACUACCAGGCCGCCGAGGAGACUGCUUUUGUUGUUGAUGAAGUGAGCAACAUCGUAAAAGAGGCCAUAGAAAGUGCCAUCGGUGGCAACGCCUAUCAGCACAGCAAAGUCAAUCAGUGGACCACAAACGUAGUGGAACAGACCUUAAGCCAACUCACCAAGCUGGGGAAACCAUUUAAGUACAUCGUGACCUGUGUGAUCAUGCAGAAGAAUGGAGCAGGCCUGCACACGGCAAGCUCCUGCUUCUGGGACAGCUCCACCGACGGGAGCUGCACUGUGCGAUGGGAGAACAAGACCAUGUACUGCAUUGUCAGCGCCUUUGGACUGUCCAUCUGACAGCCCGCCCCACCCCGCCCUCUCUCCUUCCACCGCAUCCCUUCUCUCCAUCUUCUAACCACCAGCAAGCUAUUCAGCGAUCUCCUUUCUCAUCCGAAGUGUGUUUCUGUGGCACUCUCAACAUGUAGAGAAAAAAAACCAAAUAACCACACUGCUCUCUGUGACCUGCACACCAAGUCAGAGGCGUCGUCACCGCAGGUAGGCAGGAGCCUGUCCUGCCGCUUGUCUUAACUCUGAAUGUUUCUUCUCAAAGGUGCUAAAAGCCGAAAUCUGCUAGUGUGAAACUUUCUCUACUCUCUGAAAUGAAUCAAAUACACUAAUUUUCCAUACUUUGUACUUUUUGUUAGAAUAAUAAAUUAUUCCAAUUUAAA
This is a messenger RNA of Bubalus bubalis (water buffalo), 806 nucleotides long. RefSeq names its product dynein light chain Tctex-type 1 (gene DYNLT1). The record is from RefSeq and is a predicted model, not a curated record. The coding region runs from base 94 to 435 and encodes 113 amino acids. The transcript is spliced from 5 exons. Gene Ontology annotation, biological process: microtubule-based movement. Gene Ontology annotation, cellular component: cytoplasm; cytoplasmic dynein complex. Lineage: Eukaryota; Metazoa; Chordata; Mammalia; Artiodactyla; Bovidae. Gene Ontology annotation, molecular function: dynein intermediate chain binding.